Molecule: messenger RNA, 3375 nt
Organism: Cuscuta campestris
Lineage: Eukaryota; Viridiplantae; Streptophyta; Magnoliopsida; Solanales; Convolvulaceae
Source: the annotation of a GenBank genome assembly
UGCUCCCUGCCCGAGUACCACUCUCCAAUCUCCCUCCGGACUCAGCCGGAUAGGUCGCCACCCGCCGCUCCGCGCCUGUCUCUGCCUGGCCGCCUCUGACCUCCGUGUUUUCCGACCGGUGUCAAUAUCUCGCCCCGGCGCGCAGGCUCACUAGCCCAGUCCGCCACCGACCACCGGUCCACCGCGGCACACCGGCAUCGCGAGCCUCCAGGUUGUCUUGAUGAAUACGUUGGCAAAGAAUCAAUCUUUAUUGGCUAAUAAACUUAUUCCCCUGUUGUCGACCCACAAUGAUCUCACCAUUACACAUUUGAAGCAAAUCCACUCACAAAUCAUCUCCAAUGGAUGUCUCAAUUCUACCGAACUUCUCACUAGCUUCAUUUUCUCAUGUUAUAACUCUCAAAACACUAAGUAUGCAGAGCUCAUUUUGCAUAGUCUUCCAACUUCUGUUCCGUUGGUAUGGAAUUCGAUGAUUCGGGUAUCUCUUGACUCACAGAACCUUAAAGAUUUCUUGGAUAUCUAUCAUUGGUCAAGGCUUUAUGGGUUCUUCCCUAACAAAAGCACCACCUCUUUGAUUUUACGUUUUUGUGCUCGUUUCGGUGCGUCCCAGUUAGGGAAAUCCUUUCACUGUCAGAUAGUGAAAAUGGGGUUUCAAUUUGAUGUGGUUCUGCAGACUGGGUUGCUCGACUUUUAUUCCAAGAUUGGGGACCUGAGAUUGGCUCGGAGGGUGUUUAACGAAAUGUCUGAAAUAGAUGUCAUUGCAAAUAAUGUUAUGAUUUCAGCUCUAAGUAAACAUGGGUUUUUCGAUGAGGCAAAGCAGCUGUUUGAGAGUAUGCCCAAGAAGAAUGCUUCGUCGUGGAAUUUGCUGAUCACUGGUUACUGCAAAGCGGGUGACGUGGAAUCUGCGCGCUCUGUCUUUGAUCGGAACCCAUCAAAGGACGUAAUUUCUUGGAAUGCAAUGAUUGAUGGAUAUUGUAAGUCAGAACAGUUGGUUUAUGCAGAGGAGAUGUUUACAAAGUUAGGUUCUUCGAGAACUGCUGUGAGCUGGAAUACAAUGAUUGCCGGGUAUGUGCAGUGUAGGGAGUUUGCCAGAGCUAUAAACUUGUUUCAGGAAAUGCUAAACGAGAAGGUGAAACCAACUGAGGUGACAAUGAUCAGUUUGCUGUCUGCAUGUGCUCAUAUCGGAGCAUUAGAUAUGGGCGAAUGGGUUCAUGCCUACAUCAACAAAAAUAGAUUUAGGGUUGAUGCCGUUUUAGGCAAUGCUCUUAUAGACAUGUACUGCAAAUGUGGAAACAUGGAAGCAGCUCUUGAUGUUUUUCAUGGUCUCCAUACUAGGAAUACAUUUUGUUGGAAUUCCAUCAUUGUGGGUCUAGGAAUGUAUGGCUAUGGAAGUGAGGCCAUAGAUGCUUUUAACGCAAUGCAAAAGGAAGGUACUAUAAAGCCCGAUCGGGUCACUUUUCUAGGGCUUCUAUGUGCUUGUUGCCAUUCUGGCUUGGUUUCUGCCGGCAAAAGCUAUUUCUCUCAAAUGAAGAGUUCUUAUGGAAUUGAACCUGGAAUUGAACAUUAUGGAUCAAUGGUUGACCUUUUAGGCCGAUCCGGACUUCUAGAAGAAGCAAUGGAACUCAUAAAAACCAUGCCUAUGAAACCAAAUGUUGUUGUUUGGGGAAGCUUGCUCCGAGCAUGUCACGUUCACAAGAACAGUGAACUCGGUGAACAAGUUACCCAGCAUCUCUUGGACUUGGAUCCGCGCGAUGGAGCAAACUAUGUUUUCUUGUCCAACCUCUAUGCUUCCUUAAACCGAUGGACCGAUGUUGCCAUGUGUCGGAAGUUGAUGAAUGAGAGGGGGGUGUUAAAGACGCCGGGAUGCAGUUCGAUCGAAGUUGACAAUAUAUUGCACGAAUUUGUAGCUGGUGACACCUCGCAUCCUCAGUUUCCUCAAAUCAAUGCAUUGUUGGAUAAGAUUGCCAAGGAUCUGCAGGCUAAUGGUUAUGAACCGGAUACAUCAUCCGUGCUGCAUGACAUUGAUGAUGAGGAAAAGGAGGAUGUGAUUAGAUACCACACAGAGAGAAUUGCUGUGGCUUUUGGUCUGUUGAACACACUGCCGGGAAAAACAAUCCGCAUUGUUAAGAACCUGAGAACAUGUGGUGAUUGUCAUGUGGCCUUGAAAUUUAUUUCGAAAUUAUACAAGAGAGAGAUAGUGGUGAGAGAUAGGAAUAGAUUUCAUCACUUCAGGGAAGGGCAUUGUUCUUGCAAGGAUUAUUGGUGAUUUAACAAGAUUGGACUGGCAAUGUCUUCUCUAAGUAACAACUCACUUUUUUGGGACAACCAUCACAAUCCCUUAUGUUCUUCCACCACGGGCUGAAUGUUUCACUUUUGACUGAUGAUCCUUUGCAAAUUCAUCUGACGAAAGAGCCUCUAGUGGAAGAAUACAGCAUUGCAGCGAAGGUUUGGAAGCUGAACUCAUGCGACCUUUGUGAGAUAAGAUAGCGAGGAAUUCUGUUUAUCAGUCUGGAUUUUCUCAUGAUGAUGACAAGUUUCCAUUUUCAUUAAUAAUUACACAAGCUGAAGGGCGACAUGCCGAUGAUCGAGGCGGCAUAGUCCAUUCAAAUGGACCGUUAAGGAAGAAUCAUUGUUUGUCUCUGUUUGGGUUGACAUUUUCAAGCAACCUAUCGUUGAGGUUUCAAGCAAUCGGAGGAUGCGACGUGGUAUCGUAUCAAGGAGAAGUUCUUUGCAUCGAUGAACAAGGAUGUCUCGUACUGAACGCGAGACCAACUCACUUCCAAAUGGGAUCACAUCAACCGUAAAGUCCGAAAGUUUAUCGGAGUUUACGAGGAAUGCUCUCGGUCUCGAAAGAGCAGGACGAACGAUGUCGAUGUUCUGUGACAAGCCACUACCCGCUAUCAAGAUGAUGAACACCAAGACAAGGUCCCCGUCGAUCUUUGGAGAACUUUAAGCCAUUCAUCGAAAUGGCAAAAACUCAACAACCCCGAGAUCAAAUCGUCAAAGAAAAGAUCUUCCGCCAGGUUGAGGCAGAUGAGACUAUUGGUUCUUCGGAACAAAAGCCUCCCUUCAUUCUAGACGACUCCGGUGACGAGGACCUCAUCCUACGACCGAUCGUAAGGAAGAAUGCAAAAUACAUUGCCUCGAGUUCUGGAGGGCCCGACUUUGUUUCUUCUCACGACGAAAUCAUCCGGGCAAUGGUUAAACAAUUGCGGGUGUUCAAUAUUAGGGAAGAAGAGCGGGAGAAACGAAGGCAAGAGAAGGAAUAGACCGAAAUAAUGGAAACCGACUUUGUUACGUUAUCGGGCUUCAAACAUAUGCUUGUCUUAAUUUAAUUUGUCUUCAAAAAGAGAUCAAGACUAAAUUUAAUUUGUCUUA